Messenger RNA from Penicillium oxalicum, 2415 nucleotides. Its product is annotated as phosphoenolpyruvate synthase. Gene Ontology annotation, molecular function: pyruvate, water dikinase activity; ATP binding. The record is from RefSeq and is a predicted model, not a curated record. Bases 1 to 2415 code for a protein of 804 amino acids. Gene Ontology annotation, biological process: pyruvate metabolic process; phosphorylation. The transcript has a single exon. Lineage: Eukaryota; Fungi; Ascomycota; Eurotiomycetes; Eurotiales; Aspergillaceae.
AUGGCGAAAUCCAAAGACAAUCAAAUAAACGGCAGUGUGGUCAAUCUCACAAUCCCCUUUGAGCAUCUGAGACGAAAAGAUGUUGCGCUGGUAGGUGGCAAAAAUGCGUCCCUCGGUGAGAUGAUCGGAAACCUGGCGGCCGAAGGGAUCUCUGUUCCUCCUGGCUAUGCAACAACGUCACAAGCGUACUGGCAGUACGUAGAGCACAAUGGAAUUCAAGACAAGAUUGCCUCCCUAAUCGCAGAAUGGAAAUCGGGUCAAGCUCGCUUGGACGACACCGGUCAUGCGAUCCGUGAUCUCUUCUUGCGGGGUAGCUGGCCAAGCAAUAUUGCGGACGAGAUCGUGAAGGGCUAUCACACGAUAGAGCACCAGACUGGGAUUCAGGGCUUGAGUGUCGCUGUGCGGUCGAGUGCGACAGCGGAAGAUCUUCCCGAUGCGAGUUUUGCCGGGCAGCAGGAGUCGUACUUGAACAUUUCGGGUGUGGAUGCACUGCUUCAUGCUUGCAAGAGCUGCUACGCGUCUCUGUUUACAGAUCGUGCUAUCGGAUAUCGCCAAGCAAAAGGUUUUGAUCAUCUGCGCAUUGCACUUUCAAUUGGGAUCCAACGUAUGGUGCCCUCUGAUGCAAGCUGUUCUGGAAUCAUGUUCUCCAUCGACACGGAGACUGGCUUUGACAAGAUUGUUCUCAUCAACGCAUCCUGGGGCCUUGGAGAGAAUAUCGUACAGGGCAUGGUCAACCCAGACGAAUAUCGCGUGUUUAAACCGUUGUUACACAUGGAUAAGUUUGAGCCAAUCAUUGAGAAAAAACGGGGAGACAAGUCGAGAAAGCUCAUCUAUGGCAACGGCAAUGCUCCCACUCGCAAUGUACCAACAUCCAAGGCGGAGCAAGCUGCCUUCACGCUUUCUGAUUCGGAAGUCCUUCAAUUCAGCCGAUGGGCAUGUACGAUUGAGAAGCACUAUGAAUGCCCGAUGGACAUUGAGUGGGCAAAGGACGGUCUGACAAACGAACUGUUUAUUGUUCAAGCUCGUCCAGAAACUGUCCAUUCGAGUCGAGAUAUGUGCGGGGAGUUCAAAACGUACGAAGUCACUGAUAAGGGCCGCGUCCUCACAACUGGCCUAGCUAUUGGAGAUGCAGCUGUAUCUGGUCAACUUUGUCUUAUCGAAGGAAAACACGAUCUCGAAAAAUUCGUGACGGGCUCAGUCCUCGUAGCAAAAGUGACUGAUCCAGACUGGGUUCCCUUCAUGAAACGUGCGGUGGCGAUUAUCACAGAUCUGGGCGGACGCACAUCUCACGCGGCUAUUGUGAGCCGCGAGCUGGGGCUUCCGGCGGUCGUUGGGACUGGAGAUGCUACUUAUACCCUCCACUCGGGCCAAAACGUCACGGUUUCUUGCGCCGAGGGUGACCGUGGCAUCGUUUAUGAGGGCACAUCUAGGAUUGUCACUCGGACCCUAGACGUGAACAGUCUCCCUCCGGUCAAUACCAAAAUUAUGAUCAACCUCGCGAAUCCAGGAGCGGCAUAUCGCUGGUGGCGACUUCCGGUUGAUGGAAUUGGUCUUGCUCGUAUGGAGUUUGUGAUCAGCAACGCGAUUCGCAUCCACCCAAUGGCACUGGCUUACUUUGAUCAAUUGAAAGAUAGCAAGGCUAAAAGCGAGAUUGCAAAGCUGACGUCGGAAUACAAACACAAGCCCGAUUAUUUUGUCGAACACCUCUCCCGUGGCUUUGCAGCCCUAUGUUCAACGGUUUACCCUAAGCCGGCGAUUCUCCGUCUGAGUGACUUUAAAACAAACGAAUAUUCAGACCUUAUCGGGGGUUCUGAAUUCGAACCAGUUGAGGAAAAUCCCAUGUUGGGUUUCCGUGGUGCCUCGCGGUAUUACUCACCACACUACAAGGAAGGAUUCGCCUUGGAGUGCCGCGCGAUUAAACGGUUGCGCGAGAAGAUGGGAUUCACCAACGCCAUUGUCAUGGUCCCGUUUUGCCGCACGGUCUAUGAAGCGGAGGAUGUACUGAAGGUGAUGGCGCAGAACGGACUUGUCCGCGGCGGGAACGGUCUUCAGGUGUAUGUCAUGGGCGAGAUUCCCUCCAAUGUGAUCCUAGCGGCUCAAUUUGCUCGUCAUUUUGAUGGCUUCUCCAUUGGCUCAAAUGAUUUGACGCAGUUGACUCUCGGAGUCGACCGGGACUCGGCCGAGCUGGGAGACCUGUUCAAUGAGCAAGAUGAAGCUGUCAAAUGGAUGAUCGAGCGGGUCAUCCGGGUUGCUCAUGAGAACGGUUGCAAGGUCGGUAUCUGCGGCCAGGCUCCAAGUGACCAUCCUGAGUUUGCUGCCUUCCUCGUAAAUUGUGGGAUUGACUCGGUCUCUGUGAGCCCUGACAGUUAUAUCCCGGUGAGAAAGGUGAUUGCAGGUGUACAGAAAAUGAGAUAG